Molecule: messenger RNA, 1503 nt
Organism: Chara braunii
Lineage: Eukaryota; Viridiplantae; Streptophyta; Charophyceae; Charales; Characeae
Source: the annotation of a GenBank genome assembly
UGCCACGUCAGCAGUGCCAGAUCAGCAGUGCCACGUCAGCAGUGCCACGUCACAGUGCCCAGUCACAGUACCACGUCAGCAGUGCCACGUCCGCAGUGCCAGAUCAGCAGUGCCACGUCCGCAGUGCCAGGUCACAUUGCCACGUCAGACAUAGUGCCACGUAAGCAGUGCCACGUCAGACGCAGUGCCACGUCAGCAGUGACGUUCAACACAGUGCCACGUCAGCAGUGCCACGUCAGCAGUACCACAGUUGAGAGACAGCACCGGUACCUGACGCAACAGCAUCAGGARUUGGCGACGCUCCGCCGCACAGUGCAGAGCCACGAGGAUGCAACUCGGGCACUCAAUGCCCGAUUGUUGGACCUGGAACAGGCUGUACUAGGACCAGCUGCUGGAGCUUCCAGCAGUGCACCCUCAAGCCGCCAACUGGAGGACCGCGUUGACCAYGUAGUGGCAAUGCUYGGCGACAUCAGCACCUUCGCUGCRCCGACCACCACCAUCARCARUCAGCUGCAUACAUUGRAGACCGAGGUCCARAAGCUGCAGUCGACRAACGCGGACGACAAUCCGAAGAUGUACAAGAUGCCAACUUUCAACCUGGAGAGGUUCGACGACUACACGCAGCAGGAUCCCGUCCUCUGGUGGGAAGCAUUCACAACGCAACUCUGGAUUCUGCCAGUAGCCAAGCAUGCGUACAUCGGCGCCCUGUUCCUGAUCUCAAAGGGCGGAUGCCAGACCUGGUUGAGCCACCUGGCAACCUCCCACGGCGUCGACGUACCAGACUUGAAGGACGUAAUCACAUGGGAGGAACURACACGGCUGUGGAAGAAGCGGUUCAUCGUCGACGACGCGYCGRCACUCGCCAUCAACCGUUUGUUCACCAUGUCACAGGGCAACACARCAACACSGGACUGGCUCACGGAGUGGCAGAAGAUUGCGGCUGUGCCCAAUCUGAACCUACCAUUCGAGCAUCUACGCCGUGAGUUCUACAACAGGUCCUGUGCGGCAUUGAUCCAGGCUCUUGGUGAUCGCGAGCAGUACUCAACCUUCGCGGAGAUCAUUGACAAAGCGAGGGAGAUCAUCAAGACCAACAAGUCAGUUGCACACGAGAAAUCAACAUCAUGGCAGCCGACCUAUGUGGAGAAGGCACGAACUGGUCCGCGACAGCAGCACUUCGCUGCAGUCCAGCAGGACAGUGGAAAUAACCCAGCAGCCACUCCAGUAUCCAGUGACGGAGAUCAGGUGGCCGCUGUCCAGCCGCGAAGCACCAACAAGUCCCGCAACAAUGGGAAGGCGAAAUCAGCAUCGCAGGCCGGAAAUGGACAGCCAGGACAGUUUCCAUGGGUCAAGUUUGGCUUGACCGAGGCGGAGUACAAGAUCCGCGGCCGCUACGGCAGCUGCUAUUGGUGCAACAGCACCAAGCACAAGACCUCCCUGUGCCAAGAUCAGGGCAAGGAGGAUGUGCGACCCCGCCUYAGCUCGGGAAACUGAGCUCCGCGGAAG